This is a messenger RNA of Symbiodinium natans, 1647 nucleotides long. The record is from the annotation of a GenBank genome assembly. NCBI's taxonomy places the organism in Eukaryota, Dinophyceae, Suessiales, Symbiodiniaceae.
GCCCUUCAGAACGUCACGGUCGGCGACGUCAUCUCAGCCAUGGGAUCUGAAGCCCAUAGUCACGAAGCACUGUCGCGGCAGACGCAUCUGGCAAUCCUGAUCAACGGACGAUGGCAGCCAGAAGAGCAGCCAGUCGACUGGUGCGACAGCAUGCUCGAAGACACGUGCGAGGACUUGGAGAGCAGAGACCACUCGAUUCGCGACUCCGAACAGGCGGACUUCGAGGACGGGUUCGACGACUGGGACUGGGUCGACAGUGAGAUGCAGCGCGAAGCCGAGGAAGAUGCGCGUGAGAGAGUACAGUGGAGCAAAGAAAUGGAAAUCCAGAAUGAAUACCGCCAGCGUCUCGCCAACAUGACGGUGAAGUACCUGAACAUGCAAGGUAGCGAAACCCACACCUCGAAGCCUUAUCCACUCUGCCAUGUCGAACCGUGCGAGUCUUUCCGGGAAGCCUGGCUGCACACUUUGCACGAAGGAAACAGCCCAGAUCGCCGUCUCUCCCUGCGCCAACUACGUCUCAGACGACAAGAAAUUAAGAAGCCUAUCCCGGCGGAAACGCUGCAAUAUCGCAGCGCCAGGGAAGUCUUGCUUCACGAUUUGGACAGCGGUCCUGCAGGACCCAUCCCCCUCGACACCACGAAGCUGGUCUUGGGCGGGGGCGUGAUCACAGACACCUGGAGCUGGCGUGAACUGUUGGGUCACAGCUUGAGCAACGACGUCGUGCACGUGCAAGUUGUCUACAUCUCAGAGAAAGCCACAGGUGCAAAAUCUGAGGAUUCAGGAUUCGUUGCCAUGGCCCCUUGUCAUCGGUGCGGCUUCGGGACAAGGAGCGGCAGAGGACAGGGAUGGUGCAGCAAUCCGCAGUGCCGCCAAGCCGAAAAAGAGGAGUGCCUGGCCCAGAAGAGCGCAGAGAAAAUUGUUUGGCAGCAACAACGGGCAGCGCAGGGAGCGGGCAGUCGUGGACCCUUGCGCGAAGAGAACAGCAGAAAGGCAGAGCGCCGACAGCUGCAUGAGGAAAGGGCGCGGGCAAAGGCAGAGGAGGAAGCAGGCGGCCGUGGACCUUUGCGUGAAGAAGACAGCAAAGAAGCAGAGCGCCGACAGCUGCGUGAGGCAAGGGCGCGGGCAAAGGCAGAGGAGGAAGCGGGCGGCCGUGGACCUUUGCGGGAAGAAGACAGCAAAGAGGCAGAGCGCCGACAGCUGCAUGAGGCAAGGGCGCGGGCAAAGGCAGAGGAGGAAGCGGGCGGCCGUGGACCUUUGCGGGAAGAAGACGGCAAAAGGGAAGAGCGCCGACAGCUGCGUGAGGCAAGGGCACGGGCAAAGGCAGAGGAGGAAGCGGGCGGCCGUGGACCUUUGCGGGAAGAAGACAGCAAAGAAGCAGAGCGCCGACAGCUGCGUGAGGCAAGGGAGCGGGCAAAGGCAGAGGAGGAAGCGGGCGGCCGUGGACCUUUGCGGGAAGAAGACGGCAAAAGGGAAGAGCGCCGACAGCUGCGUGAGGCAAGGGCGCGGGCAAAGUCAGAGGAGGAAGCGGGCGGCCGUGGACCUUUGCGGGAAGAAGACAGCAAAGAAGCAGAGCGCCGACAGCUGCGUGAGGCAAGGGAGCGGGCAAAGGCAGAGGAGGGAGUGGGCGGCCGAGGGCCCAGGCCUUGA